Venturia canescens is the source of this 1362-nucleotide messenger RNA. RefSeq lists its product as uncharacterized. The coding region runs from base 696 to 1097 and encodes 133 amino acids. The record is from RefSeq and is a predicted model, not a curated record. NCBI's taxonomy places the organism in Eukaryota, Metazoa, Arthropoda, Insecta, Hymenoptera, Ichneumonidae. The transcript has 3 exons.
GCAUAUCACCGAUUCGGACAGUUGUUUUCGAUACACUCGAAGAAAAACAUUGUCGGGAGUGCGCGAGUGGCUCAGAUAAAGUGGAAAAAGGGCAGGACGAACGUGCUCAAGACGUGCAUCGCCCUUUGCUGCUCGCUGUACGAAAAAGCUCGAGAAGUUAUUCGUGACGUCGGAAAUUAGUUUUCGUUAUAGCUGGAGAAAGUUGGCACUGGAGCAUUGCACGAAAUCGCUCUUAAAUCUCUUAUCUCGAAAAGAUUCACGAACACAUUGCGAAGCCUCGCUACCUGUGGCUCGUUCGCUGUGGCACACCGUUGACCAAGUACGUUUGCGCGGGGCCCCGUGUGUGUGUGUGUGUGUGUGUGUGUGUGUGUGUGUGCGCGCGGUAAUUAGUCCUUCAAAUGAGUACCUGUUGCUGCUUGUACGAUUGUGCGGAACGUGGAAAAAUGGAAGAGAAUAAAAAAUCUAAUAAAACGAAAUUUCAAUCUGUGACGGAGCAACGCGCGACGGUGCGAGUUGAUGCUUCAAAAUUGAUCAUGAAAAUGAUAAAAGUGCGCGCUAGAAAUAAAAAAUCGAGCUUUUAUCGCUGUCGUUGACGAUUAAUCGGAUCUUAACGGCUGAAUUUGUAUAGAAAACACGCUGUUUUUCGUCUCUUUUUCCUUGCGUCGGUUAUAUCAUUUGUUUGGUGUACAAAUUUAAUGCCUGAUUUCCCCAUGUCCGAUAAGAGAUCGAAAAUAAAAAGGUACAAAAGGGAAGAAAAACACAUCGACGAAUACAUGUAUUGGAUAAAUGAUAACAGAAGAGAAGAAAUAAGAUUGUUAAAUCUUCGAACGAGAGGGAUCGUUCUCGCUGAAAAUACAGAAUCGACAGUUGCCACGACGAGCAAGCGAAGAUUCGUCGUUGAUCCAAAGGUCAACUAUACCUCAACUAUAUCCUCAGAUUGCUCAGAACGAAAGGAGAGAAUGACCGCGCGCGCGGCGGUUGCGGCGGCGGCGACGGCGGAACAACAGAUGGAAAAGUGUCCGAUGAAUUGCACCAUCGAGGGAACGAAAUUACAUCUUCACUCGACCAUCUUCCUGCCCCUGUUCCUUCGACUUUGACACCCGUCAAUCUCAACCUCCUCGUACGUACAAUCAUGAGUCCUGAAAAUAAUUUCCCCUCCAUCCAAAAUAUCCGAUUCGUAAGUCCUGAGAUUUUCCAAUGAUCGAUUUAAGCUCACCCGCGUACGUCAAGGUACCGAUUGAACAAGUGAAGACAGAAAAAAUUAUACAUAAUUAUAGACUAUUAUCUUAUGUCGAUGUUUAAUAAACACGUUGUAAGGAUUGUGGGACGUCAUCAUAAUAAAUACGAUAUUUUAUCUAACAA